Staurois parvus is the source of this 503-nucleotide messenger RNA. The record is from the annotation of a GenBank genome assembly. NCBI's taxonomy places the organism in Eukaryota, Metazoa, Chordata, Amphibia, Anura, Ranidae.
GUACAUACACAGAAAAACACACGCACAGACACAUGUACAUACACACAGACACAUGUACACACAGACACAUGUACACAGAUACAUGUACACACACACAUACAUAUAUGUACAUACACACAGACACAUGUACAAAUACACACAUGUACAUACACACAGACACGUACAAUUGUACAUGCAUACACAGACACACAGAAACAUACACACAUGUACACGUACACACACACACCACACACACACCCAUAAAAAGUUGCAGUACUUUGUCGUUCACUCACAGAGCCGGGUACUGCACUCUAGGGGGAGGCAGAGAGCACAGCACACACUCCUUGCUUUGCUUUCACUGCGCUCCGCUAUUGAGCAGUCUGACGGCUCCCAGUGCCAAUGACAGAUCUGGCCAGAGCUCCGAGCCUGCUCAGCGAGAUGGCCCUGGGGGACACAUUCGCCCCCACCAUAAUUUCCACUCACCAUUGCCGAGCAGGCGAGUGGAAAUUUCAAGCCCUGGUUUA